AUGUCUCAUAUUAGGUUUCCAAGUUGGUCAUUCGACGACUUGGCCCAGUUCGAGCUCGAUACUUUAGAAGAUAUUUUCAAGAGAUCUGAUUGGCAGGACCGGGCACUAAAGCCUGCUCUGUCGUCCAUCCUCGCGCCAGCUCUCUGCGCUGUUUAUGGUAAGCAAUUGGUAUUCACACUGGCAGCUUUUCUCGGUUUGCAACCACGUGACAAGGCGGCCACGUUGGAAGUCAAAACAAUGCCAAUUUAUCCCUUAAUAGGCCACUUCCGAGUUGCCUCAAGCCUCUGCUUCAAAGCGAGGCUAAGUGUAAAGCCUGUGAUAUGAAAAUGACUUUUUACUUCCGGUCCCAUGCAAAUGAAAUAUAUAUACAUUUUCAUACGAAAGGCUUUGCAUUUAGCCUGUUUUAAAAGUGAGAGUUUUUGGAACUACGAAAUUGCUGGUUUGCACGUGACGACACGGCGGCCAUGUGGGCGGGCAAAAACAAAAAGUAUUUCUAUCCUCUGGAAACUAAACUUUAUUUUGAUGUAAAUUCUUCGAGAAAAAAUUCUGUUGUCUUGACCCGCAACAUGGCCGCCUUAUCACCUGGCUGCAAACCAAGAGUAGCCUGUUUUAGCUCCCACUGGAGGGAAAGGCUUUUGGUCUUAUUUUCCAAACUGGUCGAUGUCACGUCAGUAGCAAAGCAGAAGCUGUCUCCUAGAAAAAUUGACGCUAAGCGGGGUCGUGUUAUUCGAGUGUGCAGAGGAGGCUUAGAACCGAGAGCAAUAGCUCGGCGAAUUUUCUCGACAAGCUUGACGGGUGACGUCACAUCCAAAACUAUCACUAAUUAAGACUAAGAACAAGGCUGGCAAAGCGGCAAUUUUGAGCAAACAGCUCAGCACGCAGCUACUAUUUGUAGAACUGUUUGUCUGAAUUUUGUCAUUAAAAUGCGAAAUUGACAAAAGUCAGACAAAACAUUGGCAGUUAGUCUCUCUGAUGUCAUUUGUGGGCUUGGAAAACUUCCUCCCUCCAGCAAAUUUUGGUUUCAAUCAGUCACGUUUGUUACCAGAUUUUUCGUUUUGUCGAUGGAAAGCGCCGCUCCUUGUGCAAAAGCAAAUUAAUUUGCCUCAUAGAAUAAAAAAGUGGCCGACAGACAAUUUUGUGCUUUUCUAACUCCUCAAGCUAUACUUAGUCUGCAGUCAAUUUAUAGCGGAAAAAUUAUUUAUCAGCAGCCAUUUCUUAAUUGAUGAUUAAACUUCUCAAGUCGAAAAACGGCUGCCAGCCUCUCUGUUUGUUAACUACUUUGAAUUAAAUUUGCGCCAAAAAAGGCAAAGACGAAAAAAAUAAAGAACAAACCUCAAACCCGACUGCAAAAGAACAAAAUCGAGAGAAUUGGGAUUGUAACAACAAAACUUGACAGGAUGAAAAUUCACUUUUCCGAACAAGCUAAGUGACUGCUGCAGUCCCUCGACUUAGCUGUCUAACAUAUAUCAGUGGUGUAUCCAGACCGUCAGAUAAGGGGUGGACCCGGUCAUCCAGAUCCUGAGAUAAGGAAGUGGGGUGGGGGGAAUAAUAAAAAAAAAUUUUCGGCCCCUCGGACCUCAGUUUGGUCUAAAAAUAAGAGGGACCCCCCCGGCCCUUCCUCUGGAUCCGCCACUGUAUAUGAUCAAAGUAGUCACGUUUACUAACGCCUCGUGACCACCAAUAAAUCGAAUUACGUAACAAAGAAACCUGCACCUGUAUACUGGCAAUAUGAGUUGGCGUCACCAUCAACUAUUUUGCCGCUAACUGUCCACAUCGGAAGGUCUUUGUACGUAAUUGUAUUUGCAAUAGUGUGAAGCUUUACGCAGUAGUCUACACAUUGCUCAUUUCUUACACAUACUCUCCCAAUUUCGUUACGCACGCAAAGGCAGUGAAAUUCCAGCUCAUUUAAAACGUAAGCGGUGAUAUAUUGCAGGGAGAAAGAAGUCAAAAAAAAUGCAAUAUUCAUCAUUUUCCAGCUGCCUUAGAAGGCGGCCAAAAGAGUACGCUUAACUUGAACCCGAAUCCAUUAACCUUGUAUUUGCUUUUUUGUCAGACCUUUUCCGGUCAACUUCCGCGUCCUUUUUUGGAAACUUAUUUGUGCGCGUUCGGUAUGAGCGUUUCCUUUUUUGAAGGUGGAAACGGCGGGUCUUAAUUGUCACUUGUCAACACCUCUUCACACAUGCACAUUUGUGCACCUUUAGUAUUAGACUUUCAAAAAAGGCCUUCGUCGGAUUUCAUAUGGCGCUGGACGAAGGUCGACCUCUCGGGACUUCGUCGCUCACUAUCGGCCGCUUCCCCGCCAAACAAGUCUCGCUCCGCUCGCCGAGAGGUCGACUUGUAGCAAGUCUAGUUUAGUAUGAGCGUUUCCUUUUUGGAGGUGGGAACAGCGGGUCUUAAUUGUCACUUGUCAACACCUCUUCACACAUGACCACCCAUUAACAGAGGGGUAGAGAGAAAAUCAUUACAUCAGUGAAAGUUAAAGUGAACCUAAGUGCACUCAUUCUCUCUCACCGGUCUUCUUCUUACGUUCAUGACGUCAACAAAACGUUCAGAUCAGACGUCAUUUGAAUCAUGCGCAUAAGCGUUGUUGGUACAGUGAAAUUUUUCCUCCGGCGCGAAGCCAGAUGCUCUUUUCUUGAACAGGAACUCGCCCCCCGUUAGUAAAAGACGGAAGUUUCCGACGUGACUUUGCAGCUGGGUCAUUGAAAUUUGCAACGUAUAGAACAUUCGCUUACUCCCCGAAUUAAUUUUGUUUACGUCGAGAUUAUCGUCACUGUUUUCUCCUAGGACUCUUGAAAUUAAAACUAAAAUUAAACUGAAAUUUUUCCUGGAAUAAUUCCCAAUUCUUCACGUGAACGAACAGACAGCAGGCGGUUAACAGAGCGAGAGAUUAAAAGGAAAGCCACGCAAGCUCACGUACUCGACUUGCAUUCACGCUCCAUCUCACAGUCAAGUAACGCUUACGCCUACACACACUCCAUCGCGCAUAUACUGAUAUUUAGAGACGGGACAUCUAAAAUCCCAUUCUGGUUCAUCAUCUUCAUCUUAUUCAUGGGUAACCUGGAAUAUGGAACCGUUCAUUCUGAAAGCCACUCUCGUAGGUUAACUGCUUCUUUAUAGCGACUAACCCUAUCACGAAACCGUAAGGAAAAAUCUGUGAUAAGAUCUCGCGAGCUCUUCGACUGUUCCAGGAGCACCGGGGCUACGAUGUGUUUGUUUCCAAAUACGUCUGAAUUGUCUCAAAUGGUUUUCUCUCUGUUUUUGAAACCCGUUUUGGUUAAUUUGGAGCUGCCCUAAAAACUAUUUAUCCGUUCGUAUGUUAUAAGAGAACAUUGUUUGUCUCGAAAGUUUAAGGUGGCUUUUUCGUUUUAUCCUAAACUGUUAGCUACCCUGCAGCUGAUCGGUCCGGUCGAAGGAACAAGGAAAUGGAGUACCCGUAUUUUCUUUAGAGAAUUCCAGGGGACAUUAACCUUCGUCAAUAAUCUCAAUAUCUCAGCUAAUAAAAUGUGAAAAAAAAUAGUGGGUAAGUUAUUAGUAGAAGAAAUGAUUAAUCCGUAUUACUUAGACGACCAUAUAAUGGAGCGGUUAUCCAGGUAUUUGCUCUUUCGAACAUAUAUUUUUCAGAUAGAAGUCCUCGACUGUCCCCAUUACUGUGUUUGAGAAAUGAGCUCACAUCUUUAAUAAUUAACUGGACUGACCAAGUUCUAGUCUGUGCAUAUCAUGAUGAGUAGAUGUUUUGAUAUACGCAUUAUUUACAAUAAACAACAUUUCUCUUCACUUUUAGCAUCUUACGAAGAUGAAAAGCCCCUAUGCAAUUUUCAGGAAGACCAUAUUGUCUGGGAUCGGCAUUAUACGCUCAAGGUAAGCUUAAAAUACAAAUUAAGUGAUUUGCGUAACAAAUUUCCUGUUUUGGGUACAACUGGUUCGGAAUAGAUUAUGAGUAGUCCCCUUUUUCCCUCAGGGAUAGUAGAGCGCGCGUGAAAAUCACCCCACGCGUCUCGCCUUUCUCGCGUGAGGUGAUUUUCACGCGCGCUCGCGUUUCGCUCGCCUCUACUAUCCCUGAGGAAUAAUUGGGGACUACUCUUAGUCUAGGUUCGGAAUAAUUCGGGUUCUAACACCCUUCAGUUUGAAAAUGAAUUUACUGCAGGAAAUUCUAAUUAGAACAAGUAUAAAAUAGCUCCUUAAUUCUUUUCAUCAUUUUUGUCAAAUUCCUAAGAUAAUCAUUAAUUUCACCUGUAUCCAGAAAUGUACAUGACCCGGUCUCUCCAGGCACUUCACUUGACUUCUCUUUGAUUCCUUGUAAUUUUCAUAUAUUUGACUUUAUGUUUCAAAGAAUUACUUGCAUUUGGAUGACGAUUAUCGCUAGUAUAGGGGAGACUUUGUGAUGUCUAUUGUAACCAUUAUGAAUCUCAUAACCGUGUAUUUCUGGGCAUAAUUUGUUAAUUUUUUUGGGCUGUCAAAUCGCGUCACCAUUGUCUCGCCAAUCCAAGACAGUCUUGGAUUCUAGAUUCCAUUUUGUGCGUUCAGAAUUCUAGGAUCUGUAUUCCGGAUACUUUGUCGGUGGAAUUUACACCAGUCGUUGGCGGGAUUCCGGAUUCCUUUGAGCUGAGUUCCGGAUUCCAAAGCACAGGAUUCUUGUUUCUACAAACUCUCCAAUCGAGAUUAAAUUACAUGGGGAGAAUUAUGCACUAUACAUUUCUGGGAAACUGCCCACCUACCCCUUCCCUAAGCCAACACUUAACAUUUACUUCUCACUUAAGGCAAAAUGUUGGCUUAGGGGAGGGGCAGGUGGGAAUAUUCCCAGAAACGUAUAUAAUGAUCCCAUUAUCACACCAGUUUUCGUACUGUAUUAUCAAAGAAGUAUGUCUUAUUCUUUGUGCACAGGAUUUGUCCCGUAUCGAGGUGAAGAUUCAAAGCGUCGAAAGUCCAACUUCCUUGAGCGGCAACUUUUUCGUUCCCAUUACAGAAGACAAAGAGCGAUGUCGCUCUCCAGAACUCUUAUACCCACCUAUUGCGAAUAUAGCAGAGGUAUUUAACGUAUUUGUUACUACGCUGUGAAGUACUUUGAACCGCGGCAGGAUUAGCUCAGUACAAGAGAGAAAAUGAGACAUAGAGGGAAUCGUUAGGGCGUUGGCCAGGAUAUGUGAAUUUCACUUAAGUCAUUUUUAGUAUAGGUAAUAGCAUGAUCUGUAGUGAUAUUUGGCAAUAAAUACCACGAGUGAUAUUUCAAAAUUGUUAUACGUAAUUUCACCAGCCGUUAGGCGAAUGAAAUUUGAGACAAUUUUGAAAUAUCACUCGUGGUAUUUAUGCCAAAUAUCACGUACAAAUCAUGCUAUUAAUUGUUUAUACUACUACCCUUAGAAGGUUUGUAAUUUUCACAUGUAGGUAUUUCAAAUUAAGCUGAAAUACCACUGCUCUAAGCCAAUCAAAUUGCAGAAAUUUCUCAUGUAGAAGUAUAAGAGGUUGUAAUUAAACAGAAGGCUAUUUCCUUAGAUGUGCGCAGAUUUAAAUCGAUGGUUUGAAAUAUCAUCAAGUCCUUUGACUAGCUCAAAGCGAAAAGUACAGAAUAUUAUAAUGGCGACUCGGUUGAAUUCUCUCUUGAACUGGCAAUGAAUGAAAAUUUGCUUAAACUCCCCAGAAAUCAACUUCCGAUUAAUUUAAGCGUUCAUUGAUCUAAAAAUAACUUUGGUGAAAUUUGCAUACCCAAGAGCUAGACUACGAGUGGUCCCCAUUUCUCCUCAGGGAUAGCCGGAGCGAGCGAAACGCGAGUGCGCGUGAAAAUCAACCCACGCGGGAAAGGUGAGACGCGGCGGUGAGAGAGAAAAAUGAGGGACCACAGACAAAGCCCUAGCUUUUGACGUUAUGCGUUGCUCUCACAUUUUUCUCUCUCACCGCCGCGUCUCGCCUUUCUCUCGUGGGUUGAUUUUUACGCGUGCUCGCGUUCGCUCGCUCUACUAUCCCUGAGGAAAAAUGGAGACUACUCGUAGUAUACCCAAGGGCUGGACUGAGCGUUUCCUUCUCUGACCUAUUGACCUAUCAUUCUCUUUUGGUAGAGCGCCAACCUCGUUCUCAGGGUCUUCUCCUACUCAUUCCUCGGAGCGAGAGGACCCUGGGAACGAGGGUGGGAAUAGUGCUUGACUGCAGAGCGGAACGUCAUGGGUUCGAUUCAGGGCGGAUAAACAUGUACCCGUCGUCGUUCGUUCCCCGGGGCUGGACCAAUACCAGGGUCUUAAAAUAACCGGGAAAUGAAGGUACUUCCUUUGCCCUGCAAAUGGCUAGACAUUCGCAUGACUCGGAUGACUACGAAAAAUGGCGGUUUUCGUCUCCUGAAGGAGUCCUGAAAGUAUUGUCCACAAUGAGUACUUUUUCGCAUGAUACAUUGGUACUAAAAUUAAGUACCUUUUGUUUUUGCAAGCCGGAUUACCUUCACAGUCUUCCACCAGUAAACGGUCCGUAAAAGGUUUUGUAGCGUGCAUGCAAAAGCGAACUGAACUACAUUACGACUCGAAACUGUUUAAGAGGUUCCGGUGCAGUAUCAAAUCAACGGUUGGAUUAAUGUACCUAAGGGAAUAAUUACAGUAUCAACGAACAAUUUAAGUAGCAACAAAAAAUUACAUUUUUUGUUUUGCUUUCUUACCACAGACAAAGGAAAGAUUACCUUCACCUUGCGACUCCGGUAGAUCUUCGCCAAUCUUUGUUUCGGGAUACGAAGCCGAGCGACAACGAAACGACAUUAAGCAGUUUGGACGAGAAGCAGCUUGUAAGCUAGCUGAAAGACGAGCGGAGUAUGCAAAAAGAAGAAUGGAACAAGUACAAGAGGAGACCGUCAUAAUCGAGGUAAUAAUUGCGUUAAAAUUAAAUCUCAACUAACAAUGAACUAUAUAUAGGGCCAAAAUUCAAGUUUACUUUGUUUCCAGGGUUGUGAUUGAAACUGUCACAAAUAGUAUGCGCAUGCCCCAAGGAAAAAUAAAAAGCUACAAACUCCAUCGACUUCACCUUUUACACAACAACGAGUUUCUACUUUGUACAACACUUUUAUUGGCAGCAUCUCUUAUUUUUGUUCAUAAAAUUACCGUGAAAUGUCAAAGACAAGAGGCAGGAGAAGCAAACCAAAAGUACUAGCCGGGCUCAAUUCCCAGCUCGCGCUGUUCCGGAAAGCCUCAAGGUGGCGGGAUAUUCUGUAGUUAUCACAAGACAGGUUUUCUGGUUUAGAGAACAGGCGUUAAACGAUAUUCCUUUUUUGUCCAAUACUUUAGCGCAACAUAGAGGAAGCCAUCAUCAACAAGCUAGAACUACUUACAAUGGCCGACGAGUUAGAAAAGCAAAGGGAAUUCUUCAAAGGCCGAAAAGCUAAAUUAUGGCGGCGAUGUGCAAACAUGGCGGAAAUCUUGGCUAAAGAAGAAACAGAAGCAGCAUUAUGGCAGCAAAGAUAUAAGAAAGCUAUGAUGGUUGCGCCAGGGAACAUGGCAUUUUUCUGAACAGCAUACAUUCGUGUUGCUAAAAGCCAUGCGCAGUGUCGUCACAGCACGACAGCCUCGUUCUGGAUUCAAGGUUGAUAGAACCGAACCAGAGAAAUGCCCCGUCAGCUCAAGGAAAUCGAGCACAAUGCAUCGUCAAGUUUGUAUUGAAAUUUGACAAAAGGAACAUUGCAAACUAUACUGAGGAACUUAAUACCAAAGAGAAGGGCUUAAAACAGAUUUCCGACAAAAUCAAUAGAGGCUUCAAUAACCGAUCAAGACAAUGAUCAGUACCGAAAACAACAUCCAUUACAAUAUACACAAGAAAAACGCAAACAGCUCAUGAUGGCGCUUAAUCUAAUUUACUAUUUGUCAAGUCAUUUCCCCCUCAAUAGCGAGCAGCAGAUAAUUUCUUCUUAAAUCACCUCUAGAUUAGACUUUCAUAACAAUCAUUGAGAACGAUAAAUGUCAAAAAUAAAAAAAAAAUCAUAGAAAAUAUUACAGAAGAGAUUGAAGAAUCCCAUCACGAUUUAAAAAUGGGCAAAUAUUAUAUUAUUAUUUAAUUAAUAAACAUUAUAUCGCGACGGGAGUCGCUGGCAGUCGGCGCUAAUAGUAACCUGCUGGCAAGGUCAUCCGACUAGGGGGCUACUUUUUUAACGUUCAAAGGGGUAACUGUCACUUACAAGCUCCCUCCUCCAAAAACUGAAUAAAAUAUAAUUUUUUUCACCAGUGAGUUAAUUUAUAAUUAAAUGAAAACUGUGUA
This is a messenger RNA of Porites lobata, 8220 nucleotides long. Lineage: Eukaryota; Metazoa; Cnidaria; Anthozoa; Scleractinia; Poritidae. The record is from the annotation of a GenBank genome assembly.